Messenger RNA from Fraxinus pennsylvanica, 945 nucleotides. NCBI's taxonomy places the organism in Eukaryota, Viridiplantae, Streptophyta, Magnoliopsida, Lamiales, Oleaceae. The record is from the annotation of a GenBank genome assembly.
AUGGAAGCCUUCACUUUACUCAAACUCCGCCGCGGAAGUGCCGGCUCUGGUACUAGUUUCUUCACUGACAACUUGACUUCCAAACCAAGAACCGCCACCACAGCCUCCUUGAAGCCGCCUUCAUCAGACACUGACGAUGCCGCCAAUGAUGAACCAUACUUUGACCUGGAAUUUGCCCUCCCAGAAGAGGAAGAAGAAGCAAAAAUCCAUGAAAAUGAAGAUGAAUUUGAAGAAUUAGAGGAUGAAAAUUAUGAUGAAGGAGAGUUGAAGUUUGAGCUGAGCAAGGAUCAGAAUGUAAUUUUAUCUCCUUCUGAUGAUCUCUUCUUCAAAGGCCGUUUGCUUCCCGUUGAGCCUUCAAGCAAUUUGUUGAAUUCUUCUGAAAAUAACUCCAAAUUGCCUGCGGUCUUAGCAAAAUCAGCCACGAAAUUCCGGGUUCUUCUUUUGAAGCUAAAGAAAUCAAAAUCAGAGAAAAAUGAGGGUAACAGCCCCCCAAAAUCUCAAGAAAAUGUCGAAAAUGGUAAAGAUGAUCAGAAUAAAAUACAAGGUGACAAGUUUUUCUUCAUGAAGUUUAAGGUCGAAGAAGUCCCACUUUUCUCUUUGUUCGCCAGAGAUAGUAGCUCAAAGGGUAAUAAGAAUGGCGGGGAACAUGAAAAUGAAGUGGAGGAUAAGGACUCAAAUGAAAAAAAAUUAACUAAAGAGACAGUACAGAAGUAUCUGAAAAUGGUGAAGCCUUCAUAUAUCCGUGUUUCGAAGCGUUAUGGAGAAAAGUUGAAGAUUGCUGGUCAUUUAAGCUUCCCCGGAGGAGAAACAAAGGGUGGUGCAGCACCACCGCUGCGUUUUCCGGGGACGGAGAAAGGAGGAGAAGGGGCGGUGAAACAAAGGGUGGUGCAGCACCAACGCUGCCUUUUACGGCGACGGAGAAAGGAGGAGAAGGGGCGGCAUUGA